AAGCAAAAAAAAUGUGUAUAUUCAUCGAUUGCCUACUCAGUCCGUUCAUAAUAUGGCCAACAGCCAUCGCGUUUGCAGGUUACAUUAUCAGACAGUACAUGCAGGGUGGCCAAUUCACAAAGGAAACUGAUGAGACGGGUAAAGUUGUAAUUAUAACCGGCGCUAAUGCAGGCAUUGGCAAGGAGACUGCCUUGGAGCUGGCCCGCCGGGGUGCUACGGUGUACAUGGCCUGCCGGGAUAAGCAGCGCGCAGAGGAGGCGCGUAAACAAAUCAUCAGGGAGACGAAUAACCAAAACGUAUUCUUCCUUCAACUCGACCUAAGCUCGCUCGCAUCAGUGCGCAAAUUCGUGGCAGACUUCAAGGCCGAGCAGAAUCAACUGCAUAUUCUGAUCAACAAUGCGGGCGUCUACUCUGUAACGCGUCGUCUCACACAGGAUGGCUUCGAGCUGCAGCUGGGCGUCAAUCAUAUGGGUCACUUUCUGCUGACAAUUCUAUUGCUAGAUUUGUUGAGGAAAUCAGCGCCAAGUCGCAUAGUGAAUGUUUCCAGCUUAGCACACACCGUAGGCAAAAUACACGUGGACGACUUGAAUCUCGAGAAAUCCUAUGACGAUCGCGAAUCGUACAAUCAAAGUAAAUUGGCGAACGUCAUGUUUACUCGAGAGUUGGCCAAGCGCUUGGCCGGCACAGGCGUGACCGUCAAUGCCUUGCAUCCGGGCGUAGUGGAUACGGACAUAUUGACUAACUAUAACAUUGGAAAAGACAGCGUCUUAAGUUUUAAGACGAUCAAACCGCUGUUUUGGCUAUUCCUGAAGACUCCCAAGAAUGGAGCUCAAACCACAAUCUAUGCAGCUAUAGAUCCCGACUUGGAUGACGUCACUGGGCAAUACUUCAGUGACUGCAAGCCAAAGAAUGUGGCGAAAGUAGCCCUAGACGAGAAAGUCGCACAGUUCUUGUGGCAGGAGAGUGAAAAGUGGACAGGUGCGCCAAAGGUGAUUUGAAUUAGAGCGUAGGCGUUUAUUUAAUAUACUACGAGUGGAUGCAGGAGAUGCCUGGGUUAACACAGUUUUUCCAUUAAAUUAGUUGCAUAAAUACAUUUCAAUAUAAUAUGUUGUUAGCAUGA
Drosophila navojoa is the source of this 1120-nucleotide messenger RNA. Its product is annotated as Retinol dehydrogenase 1. NCBI's taxonomy places the organism in Eukaryota, Metazoa, Arthropoda, Insecta, Diptera, Drosophilidae. The record is from RefSeq and is a predicted model, not a curated record.